Messenger RNA from Eremomyces bilateralis CBS 781.70, 1617 nucleotides. Its product is annotated as Metallo-dependent hydrolase. The transcript is spliced from 4 exons. NCBI's taxonomy places the organism in Eukaryota, Fungi, Ascomycota, Dothideomycetes, Eremomycetales, Eremomycetaceae. The annotation marks the transcript as partial. Gene Ontology annotation, molecular function: adenosine deaminase activity. Gene Ontology annotation, biological process: inosine biosynthetic process; adenosine catabolic process. The record is from RefSeq and is a predicted model, not a curated record.
UAUGACCAGCAAAAGAACCUGCUGAUCCAAUCGGAGGAAGGCGACUCGUGGGAUUCGAAUGCGAAAAGAACGGCGUCCCAGAAAGAACUCACCGCCAAUCGGAUCAUCAUAAGGAUCCGCGAAGAUGAACGGGACCAUCUGUUUGGGAAUCGCGCGACGGAAGCGAUCCCAGGACCCGAGACUCUAGAUAUGGGAGGUCAGUUCCUCACCAAUCGGAAUCGAAUUCAUGAGAAAAGCAAGUUGUAUCGGAUCGCUUUGGAGAUGCCGAAAGGCUGCCAUCUCCACCUCCAUUUCAACUCGGAACUACCACCGAUGCCGCUUCUUGAAAAGGCUAGGUGCAUGGACAACAUGUUCAUUCGAAGCACUCAGCCAAUCUUAUCAUCUCAAGACCUGGAAGUGACGGAGAUCGUGUUCACCGUUCUCCCAGCUGAUACAGAGACCGUAGACAUAUUUAGCCCGGGGUAUAAUCCUGCCUUCAGACCUCCGGAUGCCACUCGUCCAUGGAUGCGAUGGAAGGAUUUCCGCAAGAUUUAUUCAGAGAGAUUUGAAAGCCAAAUGCGGCUACCCGUGGAGGAAUACAUUCGGCGCAGGAUGAUCCUCACUGAUGAGGAGGUCUAUGCAAUCAGCCAGACAACUAAUGGGAUUUGGGCCCGAUUCAACCAAGGAACCCGUUGUUUCAAGGGGCUUAUGAAUUAUGAGUCCAUAUAUCGUUGGUACAUCGGCGCAGCCAUAGACAGUAUGAUCCGAGACAAAGUCAUGUAUGCUGAGUUACGACCAAUGCUUCUUGACAAGUCGAUACCGUCCGACGACGGGAUGCGCAAACUGGACCAUGAAGCGCAAAUGAACAUAAUUCUCGAAGAAGUUCAGAUCAAACAAGUGGAGCUCGAGCGUGAGGGAAGGUUAAAAGAAUUUCCCUUUGGCGUCAAGAUCAUCUAUUCCACCCCAAGAUCGAUACCGAAAGCCAUGAUGAAAAGGGAAAUGCAGGACUGUAUCAGCUUGAAGUUGAAGUUCCCAGAUCUGAUAUGCGGUUUCGAUCUUGUCGGCGCUGAAGAUCGUCCCAACAACAUUGGGUUUUACAGCGAGGAGCUCGCCGCAUUUAACGAAACCUGCAAGUCCUUAAAUAUCUCCAUCCCAUACAUGUUCCACGCUGGCGAGACGCUGCUGGAUAGGGGCGGGUCGAAAACACCCCUGAACUCGAACCUUUACGACGCCAUCAUCUUCAAUGCGAAGCGCAUCGGCCACGGGUUUAGCUUAUUAAAGCAUCCUCAACUAGUCCAAGAGUUCAAAGAGCGCCAGAUCUGCAUCGAACUGUGUCCCACUAGCAACGAAUUGCUCCACCUCUGUCGGAACAUCAAAGAGCAUCCAUACCCUCACAUCCUUGCGGCCGGCAUUCCCUGCACCGUGAAUUCCGACAACCCCUCGCUGUUCAGCUCCUCCGUAAGUGACGAGUUCUAUCAGGUCAUGGUCGGCUCGACGACCAUGAAUCUGCAUGGAUGGCGGCAACUGGCGGAAUGGAGUAUUACCCAUUCAUGCUUGAGCGACGGCGAGAAGACAAAGGCGUUCGAGAUCUUCUGGGCCGAUUGGGAGCGGUAUUGUGACUGGGUUAUUGAGACGUAU